AUGCCUUUCUAUCAGAUUUACCAUACAUAUGCUCUCACCCAGACGCAACGGGAAUCCAUUGCCUUGUCAAUCACCAAUCUUCACUGCAGCACGUUCAGCACACCGGCCUUUUUCGUUCAUGUCAAUUUUAUCAAACAAGAGCCAAAGUCCGAUGAUGGAACCUACUUCAUGGCGGGAAAGUCGCACACCAGCAACUCGAAUCGCAUUGUUGCACUAGUUCGAACCUCGGCCUCUCGCAAGAAGGAUGACUUUGAUGCACUGGCCGCCAAGAUAGAAGACGCCUGGAACGGGGCUGUCAAAGAGCCGGGCAAAGAGGCCGGGUUUGAUGAGGCAAAGCGGCUUUUAAUGGUUGUGUUUACGCCGAUGUUGGCAAUCAGAGAGGGCGGGAUGGCAAUUCCCGAUGCUGGCCAUGAGGAAGCGUGGCUCAAGCAGCAAUUGCCGUAUUUCAAGAAGAUGAGCGAAAAGCAUGGAGUUAAAGACUUCACCGACCUUUUGGAAGAGUUGAAACAGAUGGAAUCGCUCAAAGGUCUUCUGAAUUAG
Molecule: messenger RNA, 540 nt
Organism: Colletotrichum godetiae
Lineage: Eukaryota; Fungi; Ascomycota; Sordariomycetes; Glomerellales; Glomerellaceae
Exons: 1
Coding region: 1-540 (179 amino acids)
Source: RefSeq, a predicted model, not a curated record